This is a messenger RNA of Esox lucius (northern pike), 5135 nucleotides long. Its product is annotated as inactive N-acetylated-alpha-linked acidic dipeptidase-like protein 2. Bases 250 to 2565 code for a protein of 771 amino acids. The transcript is spliced from 14 exons. Lineage: Eukaryota; Metazoa; Chordata; Actinopteri; Esociformes; Esocidae. The record is from RefSeq and is a predicted model, not a curated record.
GAUGUCAAUCAACAGCAGAACAGGUUAGAUUAGUACAGGUGAGCCAAGAAGCAACGCAUGCUAAUGUCUGUACAUUAGAAAGCAUUCUAGUGUUACAGCUUAGUCGGGAGGACGGCAGUUACAUGGAAGCCUAUUAGAAAACAAAUUUGCCUGUCCCUGGACUCACAGACACACACAAACACACACUGGGAAUUUACAACGGGAGACCCACAGGGAUAUCUUUCCGACCCAGCCCUGCAAGGUGAAGGCAUGUCAUACAAGAAGGUUCAUGCAGCCCAUGCAGGUUCACUAGAGAGGGAGGAGCUGCAGGCCUCAGCCCUGGACCUGGAGUGGGACAUGGAGAAGGAGCUACAAGAUCCUGUCCUAGGCUUGGAUCGCUUUCAGAUGGAGUGUUUAGAUCAUCAGACUGUGGGCAACUCCAACCACGCCGACUCAGAUCUUGAGCCCAUCCAGCCCUCUGUGUCAGUGUCUCCCCACGGUAGAUUUGAACGACUACAGGAGGAAGACCCCAACUACAUAUCCCACUUCACCAGGGCUCCUCCAAAGGGCCAGCGGAGGAGCAGCUGCAGCCUGGUCAGGUACCUGCUGGCAGGGACUGGGCUUUUUAUCCUGGGUCUGCUUAUAGGCCACUAUGCCCACCGCACAGACAAGCCUACCCCAGAACCCCCCGCGGACACUGACAUCUUGGAGGAGCUGCUUAGGGACAUCACAGCAACAAAGAUCCAGGCUUUACACAGGAAUUUCUCUAGCCUUUCAGAUUACAGCGAGGAGGCCAGUGUUAAUCACCUAUACCAACAGUGGAUGGACCUUGGCUUGACCGAUAUCCAAUUGUCUAAUUACACCGUCCUCCUCAGUCUGCCUGGCCCCACUUCCAGCAGCAUCGUGGAGCUGGACAGCCACCAGUGUUUCCUUCCCAGUGGGGCACAGUGUGAGCCCAAACCCAGCAACAACAACCCCAUGGCAGAGCAACACUAUUCAUAUGCUGCAUAUUCUGCUGCAGGCAGUCUGGAGGCAGUGGUUGUGGAUGUCCAAUAUGGAGGUUUGGAAGACUUGAGAAGAGCAAGUACAACCAUGAAUGUCACCCACCAGAUUGUGCUGUUGAAACUCGGAAAAACUCCCCUGCUUUAUAAGCUUUCACUCCUGGCACAGAUGGGUUUUAGGGGUGUACUCCUCUAUGUGGACCCGUGUGACAGCCCCAGUGACCAAAGCCUGUGGAACAAGGCCUUUGGGGUCACCUUGAACCCCGGAGGAGACCCCUCAACUCCUGGUUACCCUAGCAUUGCUGGGAGCCACAGGGAGGAACGGACCAACCUGACAUCUCUGCUGGUCCAGCCCAUUUCUGUCUCACUGGCUAAGAGGCUGCUCAAUGUCCAGUCUGUGGGACUAGGGAAUCUCUGUACGCCUCUGGCCAUGCCUGCUGCCUCCGAACGAAGGAGGAUACAACUAACCGUUGGGACCCACUCUGUUUUCAAGACAGUUCACAAUGUGUGCGGAUACUUGAGAGGGAAAACAAACCCAGAUCGAUACGUGCUGGUGGGCAGUCGUCAUGACAGCUGGCAUAAAGGGACAUCAGCAGAUUGGCGCGGAGGCUCUGCCAUGAUGACUCAGAUCAUCACCUCAGUGACCAAGCAGGCCCGGAGAGGUUGGGAGCCCGACCGCACCACUGUCUUUUGCUCGUGGGGGGGGUCACCCCUUGGCAACAUUGGCUCCUUUGAAUGGGGAGAGGAGAACCGUGCCGUGUUGCAGAGCCAUGCCGUAGCCUACGUCAGCCUCCACAGUCCUGUCAGAGGGACAGAGACCCUGCGCUCCACUGCCUCUCCUUCACUUCUCCAACUCAACUCCGACAUCCAGAAGAGGCAGCUGCUGAGCUGUAUUCGAGGUGGAAACUGCCCAGGACCAAAUCUUAGCUCUUUGCAGAUCCCUGGGGAUGUGAGCUUUUUUGCCAACCAGCUUUCUGUCCCAUCUAUGGAGUUUGCAUUUGAACAAACCAAAGAGAAAAGCGGUUUCCUCUCUGAAGCCUUUUUUUCUGCUGAGUCACCAGAAACCAUGGAUCCUCUCUUCAAAUUCCAUGAAACUAUUGCUAAGAUGACAACAGAGGCCAUUCUUCGACUCGUCAAUGAUCCAGUACUUCCAUUCUGUCCCCUUGACAUUGCUCUGGACAUCCAGAAUAAACUCAAAGAUGAACCCCUGAGUGACCCGAGGCUGCUGGCAGCUGCCGCCUCCCUCAGAGAAAGCUCAGCAUUCCUCCAAUCGGAGACAAUGCGACCGGCCAACGACCCCAAGGAGAGGGACCCCUCCCAUGUACGUAUGUUGAACGAUGUGCUCAGGGACCUUGAGAAGAGCUUCACAGUCCCACAGCCUCCUCCAGGAGUUUACAGGAACCUGUUGUACAGCCUGAAUGAGAAGGUCCCAGAGUUCUCCAUGCUGAAGUACCCCCGGGAUCCACUCAGAUUCAACGCUGUGAAUGAGUCUUUGUCAAUGAUCACAACCGCCAUCAACUCGGCUGAGAAGCUCAUUCGCAGUGGCCUUGAACUCUUUGAAAACAGUCCAGAUGACCCAAAUUGACCCAAUGAACCAAAUAAGUUUGCAGUUACAGGACUUUAAUUCAUUCACCCUGUUGCAGGAGACCUUUCCUCCAACACAGGGACAUGUAAAACAUGUAUUCCAUUUUAUUUGAGUUGUUUUUAUUUGAGUCCCAUGGACCCCAGCAAAAGUCAAAGUUUGGUUCAAUAAUUUUGUAUAUGCCUGCUCUGGCCAGAUAUUUAGCCUCACAUUGUUUUUGUUUUAUUAUUGUUAUGAUUGAUUGAUUGAUUAAUUAAUUAAUUAUACAACAAGGGUAACAGGCAGUAGUAGUAGUUUUUCACAGCACACCAGUAGCUCAAAUACACAGAAUUGAAAAGCAGUUUAAGGUCUGAACACAUCACAGCAAUAAGGUAGGACUCAAGGUUAAAUGGCUUUUAAAGUUUGUAAUUUCCCUUCUAUAAAACUGUAUUGUUCCUUUCCCAAAAAAUGUCCAUCAAUUAUAGUCCACAUAACAGUGCACAGUUCCUGCAACUGCAGGAUUAUUUGCUGUGGAAAACUGGAUCAAAACACGAUCCUACAUCUGUAGACUCUACGUGACUGUGCUGGAUAUGUGCCUCCGAUACCAAGUUCACUCUGCUUUAUGUAGUGUGGCACAGUUACAGAAAUUACAGCAAGAUCAAACUAAAGCAAUAUGAGGAAACCAGGACACCUUGCACUAGUCUCCCUGAGCACCUGCUUUGUUUGAGUUUAUGAAACAUUCAUCAACAAGCAUUGUCGGUGUCAUCUCGAUCUCUUGCUCCCUGUCAAAGUGCUGGGCACUCCAUGACGUCUUAAAUUCUCAUUCUCAGGGGGAACAAUGACAGACAGACAUUAACGGAGAAUAUGAAGAAGCAGUGGGACACGGGAGUCUGCUAAGAGUUUGGGGUCUGACACUGAAUGUUCUUAAAGGGUGGAACAGCCCUGUGCAAGCUUUGAAGGCAGAACCGAGGAGGCGGAGAGACUCAGCCAGACAGGCUGUGCAAACUAGACAUACUGAUAUCCAGUAUGCACUAUUAGGUAAACGGUUUCUUCUCUACCACUUCAACGGAAACAAAUGGGACCACUGAAUGCUCAUAGUAAGUCUAAUAACCCUCUGCUCUGCACUGGCUGUGCCUUCAGACGUUCUAUUGGAAAGGCUGAUAUAUAACUUAAGCCCUGGUUUUACCGUAGUCACAUGUCCCGAUCUGGUCCACUUUCAGAUUGUGCCUCCAUUUUCUAAAAUGUUUCCUUUUGAAAAACAUCAGAGGUAAUCGAGGAGAAGGAACGCCACGGAUGGAAAUUGACUUGUUAAAAUUGACUUGAGAUUAUCUUUCCCCACUUGUGUGUUAUCAGGCAAAAGGAGAAGAACCUCUUCAGUUCUUUAACAAAUGACAUCUCCUUGAACACUUAACCAUUUACAGGACGGAAGAGGGGAAACGUGGUGGAAAUACUUUUACAAAAAUUAAGGCCAAUGUUUCCUUAUCGCCAGAGGUGGCCAGAGAUACAAUCACAUCAAAAUAAAUCUUGAAUUGUCUACACUGGUCUAAAAAUGAGCACAAUGUGCAUGUGGCCAAGACCUGGAAGUGGUUAAUACCAGGUAUGGACAGAGUUCUUUCCAGAGAUAGAGUGUAAAGCAUAUCCUGGGUAACUCACCUGGUAUAAGAAUGGUGCAUGUCAGUGUUGUGGAUUUUAUUUUAAUUUGAGGAGCUAAUUAUAAAAAGUGAUGAAAAUGCAUGUUUUCACUUCUGUAGGUCUCUUUUGAUAAGAGUGCCUUGCUCAAGGACUAAAAUGUAAAUGGAUAGAAGCAUAAUGUGCAGCGGCAUGAUAGGAGGUAAAUAAGGCUGUGUCAAUGGUGUGGCAUGGCCUGUUUUGAUAGUUGACAUACUUAACCAUUCUUAUACUAGUUUACUGUAAAUAUAUCUUCAUUCCCUAUCCCUGAAAACCCAGAAAAAUGUGUAUCCUAAUAUUUGUCAGUCUCAUGCACUAGAUGAUUGAAGCCCAUAACUGGCACAGUAAAGUUCUCUGCCAGAUUUGUGCUUUGAUUAGAGUUUUUUUCUACUCAGAUGUCUCUCCCCUCUUUGAUAAAGUUGCAUACCCAAAGUAAAAUGUGAUAACCGUAUUUUUCCAGCAACUCACUGAACUCCUAUAUCGAUCAGUUUAAUUAAAACAGGCAACUCUCUGCAAUGCUUUGACAUACGGUAGAAGCAAUGUCAAUACCAGCUAACACAAAGUAGUACAGGCUUUCAAAUGAUUCAACAUACCCCAGGUUUCCUGUCUGUACAUUCUGUACUAAGGACUGAUGAUAAAAUGUGUUGCCUUAACUAAUUUGUUAUGCUUUGUUCAUGUUAGACUUCUGCAUGUCUAAUAUUGUAAGGUCCCUUAAUUUUUGUGCUUGCUUUAGAGGGCUUAUAUGAUUUAUUCUCAUUCAGCAUGAAUCAUUUCAAUUGCAGGGUUAUGUGAUAUUUUUGUGUAAUUUCUAUAGAUAAAUGAGGAUUCGGAAGGUAAAACAUUCCCCAAAAGACUCAAAUCCAAUUUAACAUUAUCAUGUUUUUCAUCAUAUCUCAUUACAGAUUGUAUUUUUUAUGAAAAUCAAA